This is a messenger RNA of Candida tropicalis MYA-3404, 4938 nucleotides long. RefSeq names its product ATP-dependent bile acid permease. The coding region runs from base 1 to 4938 and encodes 1645 amino acids. Gene Ontology annotation, cellular component: fungal-type vacuole; fungal-type vacuole membrane. Gene Ontology annotation, molecular function: ATP hydrolysis activity; ATP binding; ABC-type peptide transporter activity. The record is from RefSeq and is a predicted model, not a curated record. Gene Ontology annotation, biological process: transmembrane transport. NCBI's taxonomy places the organism in Eukaryota, Fungi, Ascomycota, Pichiomycetes, Serinales, Debaryomycetaceae. The transcript has a single exon.
AUGGAGCUAAGUAUUCUGCCUAAUUCUAAUGCAACAUCCCCUCUGUGCCAAUUUUGGGACUACGAUGAUGUGACAAAAUGUGGAAGAUUUGAAUUGGAGUAUUACCCUCCACUUAUAAUCGGUACAAUCUCAUUUGUCAUCUUAUUAAUCAAAUCAACUAUAUCCCUACGCAAAAGGAGACAAGGUAAUCAAAUCCAUUUGGAUACUUCCAAUGAUACCGAAACGCGUCCACUUUUGGCAAACUCAAAUGGUUAUGGGACUACUGAAGGAUUCGACACCAAAUUAACCAAGGAAGAAAUUAAAGCCCUCCACUUUGAUGUAGCCAGAUUACCAGAUACCAAUAUCGAUGGUAAACAACAUGGUUACGUCCAAGAGGUCUACAAGAAUAUUUCUCAAAGAUUAAGAGUAUGUGUCGAGUACGUCUUAGUAAUUCUGAGCUUGGCUUUACACAUUUCACCUUUUUUCUCCAGACAAUUGCACAGAGAAUUCCGCGAUGCUGCAUUUAUACCGCUUGUUCAAUCGAUCUUUUGGUUAUACGUAUUCAUUCUUGUCACUAUUAGAAUCGUCAAUUUGAAGAAAGUAUCCAUUAGAUUACCGAACUUAUGGGUUCAUACAACUGCAUUAUACUUUUUCAGUUUUUUCCCAGCUUUGAUCACUUUCAGAUCGGCUAUUGUCAGCCCAACAAUGAAGACUCAAGUACGUCAAUACUACAUAACUGAAUUUGCUCUUACUGGUGUUUUAUUGUACUUGAACAUGACUGCAAAGAUUGGUGAUAAACCUUCUCAAUUAUAUGUUACUCCAGGAAUUGAACCAUCUCCAGAAAAUGUUUCCAGUAUUGCUUCUUUUAUUUCUUACUCAUGGUUAGACAAGAUGAUUUGGAAGGCUUAUAAGAAACCAUUGAAGAUGGAUGAUAUUUGGGGUUUGAGACAAGAUGAUUAUGCCCUUUUUGUAUUGAAAGGUUUUGAAGCUUCAAAGUCUACUUUCAGAUUUACUUUUAAAUUGUUUUAUCAUUUCAAAUAUUUAUUCGCUAUCCAAGCAUUCUGGGCUAUUUUGGAAUCAUGCUUAGUCUUUGGUCCGUCUGUUUUGUUAAAGAGAGUUUUAGAAUAUGUCGCCGACCAGCAUUCAUACCCAACUAAUUUGGCCUGGACUUUUGUUUUUAUGAUGCCCCUCGUUAAGAUGGCUGAUUCUAUUGCUUCAGGUUGUUCUUUGUUCUUAGGUAGAAGAGUCUGUUGCAGAAUGAAAGCCAUCAUCAUUGGUGAGGUCUAUGCCAAAGCAUUGAGAAGAAAAAUCACUGUUACUGAAGGUGCUUCUGACGAUUCGUCUAGCGAGUCCGACAAAAAAGAUGGUGAAGAUAAUGACAGCGAAGAUUCUAAGGAGACCAAGAAAACUGCCGAAUUAGGUGCCAUUAUCAACUUGAUGGCCAUUGAUGCUUUCAAAGUUUCUGAAAUUUGUGGAUAUUUGCAUUACUUUGUUGGAGCAAUUUUAAUGAUUGUCAUUUGUAUCAUCUUAUUGUAUGGUUUAAUUGGCUGGAGUGCCUUUGUUGGUUCAUUAGCUAUUUUUGUAUUGUUGCCUAUCAACUACCAAUUUGCUUCUUGGACCGGUCGUGUUCAAAAAGAAAUGUUGGCAGUCACCGAUAAGAGAGUGCAAAAAUUAAACGAAACUUUCCAAAGUAUCAGAAUCAUUAAGUUCUUUGCUUGGGAAGACAAGUUUUUCGAAAAUGUUAUGAACAUUAGAGAAGAAGAAAUCAGAUUCUUGAAAUUAAGAUGUCUUAUUUGGUGUUGUGGUUCAUUUGUCUGGUUUGUUACUCCAACAUUGAUCACUUUGUUGUCAUUCUAUUGUUACACCAUUGUUGCUGGAAACACCUUAACUGCACCAGUUGCUUUCACUGCUUUGUCGUUGUUCACUUUGUUGAGAUCACCAUUAGAUCAAUUAGCCGACAUGACAUCCUUUGUGAUCCAAUCCAAGGUCUCUCUUGAUAGAGUUGCUGAUUUCUUGAAUGAACCAGAAACAUCCAAGUAUGAACAAUUGGGUCAAGAGCGUGGUCCAAACUCCCCAGAAAUUGGUUUUGAAAAUGCCACCUUAUCUUGGAAUGCCCAAUCUAAGAAUGACUUCCAAUUGAAAGACUUGAACGUUUCCUUCAAACCAGGUGAAUUGAAUGUUAUUAUUGGUCCAACCGGUUCAGGUAAGACAUCUUUGUUGUUAGGUUUAUUAGGUGAAAUGGAUUUGGUCAAUGGUAAGAUAUUCUUGCCAGGUAUUUUGCCUCGUGAUGAUUUGGUGGUUGAUCCGGUAACUGGAUUGACUGAAUCAGUAGCUUACUGUUCACAAUCUGCUUGGUUAUUGAAUGAUACAAUCAGAGGAAAUAUUACUUUUGGUGCACCAUUCAACCAAGAACGUUACGAUAAAGUAGUUGAAGCAUGUGGAUUGGCUCGUGAUUUGAAGAUUUUGAGUGCUGGAGAUCAAACUGAAGUUGGUGAAAAGGGUAUCACCUUAUCUGGUGGUCAAAAACAAAGAGUUUCAUUGGCAAGAGCUUUAUACUCAAACUCUAAACAUUUAUUGUUGGACGAUUGUUUAUCUGCUGUCGAUUCUCACACUGCAUUAUGGAUUUACGAAAACUGUAUCAGUGGUCCAUUGAUGCAAGGAAGAACUUGUAUCUUGGUUUCUCAUAAUGUUGCAUUGACUGUUCAAAAUGCUGCUUGGGUUGUUGUUUUGGAAAAUGGAAGAGUAAAGAACCAAGGUACUACUGAUGUAUUGUUAGAAUCUGGUGAUUUGGGAGACGACGAAUUGGUCAAGACUUCUGUUAUGAAUUCUCGUUCUCAAUCAACAACAAAUUUGCAAUCAUUGGAUGAUAAAAACGCUGAUAUGAAGGCUAAAGCUGCUGCCAUUGAAUCGAAAUUGAAUGCUCUUGCUAAACCAGAUGAAGAAGAAGAACCAGUUAAAACAGAUGGUAAAUUGGUUGAAGAAGAAAGCAAAGCUGAAGGUGUUGUUGGUUCUGAAGUUUACUUUGGCUAUGCAAAAUACUUUGGUGGUUGGCCAACAUGGACAUUAGUUUUGGUUGUUUUCCUUCUUUCUCAAGGGGUUUACAUGUGUCAAUCAUUCUGGUUAAGAAAUUGGUCUUUACAUAGUGAGCAAGCUUCUAGCUUAGUCAAUUCUGUUGCCAUGUCUACAUUUGGAACUGUAUAUGAUAGUUCACAGUUUUCUCAAUUACCUGUUGUUCGUACUUUUACUGGUGCUUCCAAAUUAUUAGUUAAUAGCUAUAAUGCCAUCAAUGCCAUUAAGGAGCAACACACCACUGUUUAUUACAUUUCAAUCUAUGGUCUCAUUGGUUUGGCUUAUGGUGUCACCGCAAGUUUCAGAGUUUUCAUUACUUUCUACACUGGUGUUAUUGCCUCCAACAGAAUUUUCAAACAAGUCUUGGUUACUAUUUUGAGAGCAAGAUUAAGAUUUUUCGACAAGACACCAUUGGGUCGUAUCAUGAAUAGGUUUUCCAAGGAUAUUGAAUCUGUUGAUCAAGAAGUUACACCAUUUGCAGAAGGUGUUUUCAUCUGUUUAGUUCAAUGUGUUUCGAUCUUGAUUUUGAUUACUUUUAUUACACCAGGAUUUUUGAUUUUUGCCGUUAUUAUUUCCUUUUUGUACUAUUUGGUUGGUUAUUUCUAUUUGACACUUUCUCGUGAAUUAAAGAGAUUUGAAUCUGUUACCAAGUCUCCUAUUCAUCAACAUUUCUCAGAAUCCUUGAGUGGUGUUGCCACUAUCAGGGCUUAUGGUAUUGAAUCAAGAUUUAUGAAGCAAAACUUACAAGCUAUUGACAACAACAAUAGACCAUUUUUCUAUUUAUGGGUUGCCAAUCGUUGGUUAUCAUUCCGUAUUGAUGCUGUUGGAUCCUUGGUCAUGUUGUUUACUGGUGUUUUUAUUUUAUUAGCUGUGGGUAAGAUUGAUGCUGGUUUGGCUGGUUUGUCAUUAUCUUAUGCUAUUGCAUUUUCAGAAAGUGCUCUUUGGAUUGUCCGUCUUUAUGCCAAUGUGGAAAUGAACAUGAACUCAGUUGAAAGAUUGCAAGAAUAUCUUGAAGUUGAGCAAGAACCACCUGCAGAAAUCAAAGAGACUGAGCCAAGAGCAUCCUGGCCAGAAGCUGGUCAAAUUUCUGUCAAUGAUGUUUCAUUAAGAUAUGCUCCUAACUUACCAAGAGUUAUUAAGAAUGUCACAUUUGACGUUCAGCCAUGUAAUAAAGUUGGUAUUGUUGGACGUACUGGUGCUGGUAAGUCUACUAUUAUCACAGCAUUUUUCAGAUUUUUAGAUCCAGAAACUGGUUCUAUUAAGAUUGAUGGAGUUGAUAUCACCACGAUUGGUUUACGUAACUUGCGUCAAGCUAUUACCAUUAUUCCACAAGAUCCAACUUUGUUUACCGGUACCAUUAGAACCAAUUUGGAUCCAUUUGAACAAUAUACCGAUGGUGAAAUUUUUGAAGCAUUGCGCAGAGUCAACUUGAUUGCCCCAGGUGAACAACAAGCUGCAUCUGGCGAAAACCAAAAUAAAUUCUUUAAUUUGGAAAAUGCUAUCACUGAAGGUGGUGGUAACUUAUCUCAAGGUGAAAGACAAUUGGUUUGUUUAGCAAGAUCAUUGUUGAAAAAUCCAAAGGUUAUUUUAUUGGAUGAGGCAACCAGUUCAAUUGAUUAUAAAUCUGAUUCAUUGAUUCAACAAACAAUUAGAGAAGAGUUUGGUCAUCUGACAAUUUUAACCAUUGCCCAUAGAUUAAGAACAAUUAUUGAUUAUGACAAGAUUCUUGUUAUGGAUGCUGGUAAAGUUGUUGAAUACGAUAAUCCAUAUGUCUUGAUUGCAAAUAAGGAAUCUUUGUUCUACAGUAUGUGUGAAAACAGUGGUGAGUUAGAUUCAUUGGUUAAGUUGGCCAAGGAAGCUUUCAUCAAGAAAAAGAAUCAAUCCAAAUAA